This is a messenger RNA of Ipomoea triloba (trilobed morning glory), 1002 nucleotides long. Its product is annotated as transcription factor MYB26. The coding region runs from base 1 to 1002 and encodes 333 amino acids. The transcript has 3 exons. The record is from RefSeq and is a predicted model, not a curated record. Lineage: Eukaryota; Viridiplantae; Streptophyta; Magnoliopsida; Solanales; Convolvulaceae.
AUGGGACACCAUAAUUGCUGCAACAAACAGAAAGUGAAGAGGGGGCUUUGGUCACCUGAGGAAGAUGAGAAACUCAUCAACUAUAUCUCCAACUAUGGCCAUGGCUGUUGGAGCACCCUUCCUAAACUUGCUGGGUUGCAGAGGUGCGGGAAAAGCUGCAGAUUGAGAUGGAUAAAUUACCUGAGACCGGAUUUGAAACGUGGGAGUUUCUCUCCUCAGGAAGCUGCGCUUAUCAUUGAACUCCAUAGAAUUCUGGGCAACAGGUGGGCACAGAUAGCGAAGCAUUUACCGGGAAGAACGGACAAUGAAGUGAAGAAUUUCUGGAACUCAAGCAUCAAGAAGAAGCUCAUCUCUCAUGGCGGCCGUCUCUCUCAUCAUUUACCCUCUUCACCUGCGCCUAUUCUCUCCAAUGUUUCUUCAAACCCUAAUUUCCAAACUUUCUAUUCGCAGCUUCCCAGUAGUAAUAAUCCUAAUUUCAUCCAAAACAACAACAAUGUUGUUCUUAAUGUCCCCGCGCAAUUACAAGCGGAAGAUCAGAUGAACAAUUUGGUGUUUCCAGUUAUGCCCUCGGUUCCAUUGCCGCAGCUGGAGACAACCUCAAUUGAUCCGACAUGGUUUCUCGGAUACCCACAACCUCAAAACCUCAUAGAUCAUCACCAUUAUCAAAUUUCCUCGUACAACAACAAUAAUUUUGAUAAUGAAAUGAUGGUCCCUCUUCUUCAUCAUGAGGAUGAACCCAUUAUAAUCCCUAAGCUUCUUCCUGGGAAUCUCGUUUUGUCAUCUUCUUCAUUAUCUUCUGGUAUUGCACAGCAAGAUGACUUCAUUGUCCCUAACCCCAUCCCAUAUUCUCAUCAUGAUCUCCAAAUUCCCACCUAUGAAAUCAUGCCAUCCAUGCUGCCACCAAUGCCGGCAUUGUCACUGUCUUCAUCUUCGUCGUCGUCGUCUUUUUCUGCAGUGCCAUGUAGCCAAAUCCUCAUGAAUCCUUCAACCUGGGUUCCUUAA